Podarcis raffonei (Aeolian wall lizard) is the source of this 7759-nucleotide messenger RNA. RefSeq names its product ABL proto-oncogene 1, non-receptor tyrosine kinase (gene ABL1). Lineage: Eukaryota; Metazoa; Chordata; Lepidosauria; Squamata; Lacertidae. The record is from RefSeq and is a predicted model, not a curated record. Gene Ontology annotation, molecular function: non-membrane spanning protein tyrosine kinase activity; protein binding; ATP binding. Gene Ontology annotation, biological process: regulation of apoptotic process; protein phosphorylation. The coding region runs from base 977 to 4369 and encodes 1130 amino acids. The transcript is spliced from 11 exons.
UCAGUUGUUUUUUUUUUUUUUGCUGGAGUUGAUCUGAAGCAUCUGCCUUCCCAAGGAAUAUCCCGAGAAACCUUUGCGAAGCAGCCGAACUGGGAUGAAGCUGGCUUGGUUAUGCUUAUAUGUGAAAACCUUCCUCCUGCGCUGCAGAUUUGACCUACCACCUCCCUCCAUCCUGGAGUUGUGACUCCUGUGUCAGGUGACAUUCGUAUAUUUAUGUGAUCAGGUCAGGAGCGUCUUAAUCUCCCUUUUUGCUGAUGACUUUAAUAUUUGCUUCUUCAAAAUGACCCCCUCCUGCACAAUUACGCAUUUCACUUUCACUGGGACAUUAGAGAAGUGCCACUGGGUGACUUGUGACUUUUGCUAUGGGACAGGUAGAGAGUCUGGCACAGACCAUGAAGUCCACUGAAAUAUUUCACUUUCCGUGGAACCCAACUACAGAGCCUCAGAAAUUGUUAACUGCUUUAUGCCUUUUUUGUGAUCAGGGGAAGAAUAAAUGACCUUAUCACACAGACACCUUUCUUUCAGACUUGAAUAAUACUUGAAAGCCAAAUGCUGCCUGUUUUUUUGGCCGGUGAGAAGUAAUUGCUAUGCAAAAGAAAAGAAAAGAAAAGAAGAAUUUUGAUACCGAUCUGCAGCAAAAUGACCUCUCCCUGCCCUGGGUGAGAUCUAGUAUCGGCUCACCCAGUGGGAGAUCAGGGACAAGACUUCUUCUUCCCCUCUUCACUUAGAAAACUUAAAAAAAUAAAUUAAUUAGUGGCUUUUGCGGCUGCCAAGUGGAACUUCUAAUAUAGUGUUCCGAGAAACAAGCAGUGUCUGGAAAAAUGUGCUCUGCCUCUUGACUUGAACCGCAUGCCUUGAGUGAUCUGGUCCCCGUCCCACGCUACCCCCAAGGAACACACUUCCUUGUGAAGGUAUCUCUGCCAAUCUGGAAGGUUGGUGUCUUCUCAGGUCGGGACCACCCACCUUUCAAUACUUUAUGGGUCAGCAGCCUGGAAAAGUUCUUGGGGACCAGCGGAGGCCGAGUCUGCCCACACUUCACUUUAUCAAAGGCCCAGGGAAGAAGGAAGCAUCCAGGCAUGGGUCUGCCCACUGCAACGUCUUUCUGGUUCACGAAGCGCUUCAGAGGCCAGUAGCCUCUGAAUUUGAGCCCCAGGGCCUAAGUGAAGCCGUCCGCUGGAACUCCAAGGAGAAUCUGCUUUCGGGUCCCGGAGAAAAUGACCCCAACCUUUUCGUUGCCCUGUAUGAUUUUGUAGCAAGUGGAGACAACACUCUCAGCAUAACUAAAGGUGAAAAGCUCCGCGUCUUGGGCUAUAACCACAAUGGGGAGUGGUGUGAGGCCCAGACAAAGAACGGGCAAGGCUGGGUCCCCAGCAACUACAUCACCCCUGUGAACAGCUUAGAGAAGCACUCAUGGUACCAUGGGCCAGUGUCGCGGAAUGCGGCAGAGUACCUGCUGAGCAGUGGGAUCAACGGUAGCUUCCUGGUGCGGGAGAGUGAGAGCAGUCCAGGCCAGCGGUCCAUAUCGCUGAGAUACGAGGGAAGGGUUUACCACUACCGGAUCAACACUGCAUCUGAUGGGAAGCUCUACGUGUCUUCGGAGAGCCGCUUCAACACUUUGGCUGAGCUGGUCCACCAUCACUCGACCGUGGCAGAUGGGCUGAUCACCACUCUGCACUACCCGGCCCCCAAGCGCAACAAGCCCACAAUCUAUGGUGUGUCCCCCAACUACGACAAGUGGGAGAUUGAACGGACGGACAUCACCAUGAAGCACAAACUUGGAGGGGGCCAGUAUGGCGAGGUAUACGAAGGCGUCUGGAAGAAGUAUAACCUCACAGUGGCGGUGAAGACCUUAAAGGAAGACACUAUGGAGGUAGAAGAAUUCUUGAAAGAAGCAGCGGUAAUGAAGGAGAUCAAGCAUCCAAACUUGGUGCAAUUACUGGGCGUAUGCACACGGGAGCCUCCGUUUUACAUCAUCACCGAGUUCAUGACAUAUGGAAACCUCUUGGAUUACCUGCGGGACUGCAACAGGCAGGAGGUGAAUGCUGUUGUGCUCCUCUACAUGGCCACCCAGAUCUCCUCUGCUAUGGAGUACCUAGAGAAGAAGAAUUUCAUCCACAGGGACCUGGCUGCCCGGAACUGCCUUGUUGGGGAGAACCACCUGGUGAAGGUGGCCGAUUUUGGUUUGAGCCGGCUGAUGACAGGUGACACCUACACAGCUCACGCCGGCGCCAAGUUCCCCAUCAAGUGGACUGCGCCAGAAAGUCUCGCCUACAACAAGUUCUCCAUCAAAUCUGACGUCUGGGCCUUUGGUGUCUUGCUUUGGGAAAUUGCAACAUAUGGGAUGUCUCCAUAUCCUGGGAUCGACCUAUCUCAGGUCUAUGAGCUCCUAGAGAAGGACUACCGAAUGGAACGACCUGAGGGCUGUCCGGAGAAAGUCUAUGAGCUCAUGAGAGCAUGCUGGCAGUGGAGCCCAUCCGAUAGGCCUUCCUUUGCAGAAAUCCACCAAGCAUUUGAAACUAUGUUUCAGGAAUCCAGCAUUUCUGAUGAGGUGGAGAAAGAGUUGGGGAAGAAAGGAAUGAGAAGCGUAGUGAGCACCUUACUACAAGCUCCAGAACUGCCAACAAAGACAAGAACAUCCAGAAGAGGAGCUGAAUGCAAAGAAGCCAAUGAGAGCUUGGAGGCGGGACCCACCAAAGGGCCAGGGGAAUGCGAUCCCACAGACCACGAGCCAGCAGUGUCCCCCUUGCUGCUGCGGAAGGAGAGGGGCCCUGCAGACGGGGGCUUGAAUGAGGAUGACCGCUUGCUCCCAAAGGACAAGAAGACCAACCUCUUCAGCGCCCUCAUCAAGAAGAAGAAGAAGAUGGCCCCCACCCCACCCAAGCGGAGCAGCUCCUUCCGGGAGGCGGACGCCCAUCUGGACCGCAAGGGAGGGGGUGAGGAAGAGGGCAAGGAGGGCAGCAACGGGGCUGCGCUGGCAGACGCCGAGGACCGCUCCAGGUUCCAAGGUGCCAUCAGCGAGGCUGGAGUCACCAAUGGGACUGUGUCUGGGAACUCAGGGUUGCUGUCGCCCAACCCCUGGAAGAAAUCUGGCCCUGCCACCAAUAGCCGGCCAGGGGGCAGUGAGGAAGAGAACAGCUUGAACUCUGCCAGCAAGCGCUUCCUGCGAUCGUGCUCAGCCUCCUGUGUGCCCCAUGGGACCAAGGACACAGAGUGGAAGUCCGUCACCCUGCCCCGGAACCUGCAAUCCACAGGGCGUCAGUUCAACUCGUCCACCUUUGGGGGGCACAAGAGUGAGAAGCCUGCCCUGCCUCGGAAGAGGGCCAACGAGGCAAAGGCAGACGUGGUCACCCGGGGGACAGUGACCCCACCUCCUCGGCUGCUCAAGAAGAGCGAUGAGGCGCCCGAAGACGUCUUCAGAGAUGCCGAGUCCAGCCCGGGUUCCAGUCCGCCCACACUGACGCCCAAACUUAUCCGGAGGCAGCAGCUUGUGCCUCCCGCCAGCCUUCCUCACAAAGAGGAAGGCAUGAAAUCCAGUGCCUUAGGAGGUGGGUUGGGAGCAGAGCAGAGCCCCUCUGCCAAAGCUGGCAUCUUCCUCAGCAAAGCUCCUGCUGAAGAGCCCCGGCUGAGGAAGGCAAAACAGCCUUCGGAGAAAGACAAGGGGAAACUCUCCAAGUUGAAACCAGCCCCGCCCCCUCCACUCUCCUCCUCCUCUUUUUCCAUAGGGAAAAGCAGCAAGGGGGGUCUUAGCCCGGGACACGAGGAGACACCCAUGCCAAAGGGCAAGCAGCCAACUCAGGCCACAGACUCCUCGAGCAUUGAGCCCCCCAAGUCCAGUCUGUUAGCAGAGGGGAUGAAAAAGCCUGCGAUCUCCUCUGUACCAAAGCCCCCAUCCUCCACAAAACUGCUGCUGAUGGCAGCCUCCGCCUCCUCCACUACUUCUCCCUCAUCUGCCCCAAGUGUUGACCAGCCUCCCUCUACGGCCUUCAUCCCCCUCAUCUCCACUCGUGUCUCCCUGCGAAAGACCCGCCAGCCCCCAGAGAAGAUCGCCAGUGGUGCCGUCACCAAGGGGAUGGUCUUGGAGAGCUCUGAGGCUCUGCGGACGGCCAUCAGCAAGAACUCUGAGCAGAUGGUGAGCCACAGCGCCGUCCUGGAGGCAGGCAAGAAUCUCUACACUUUCUGUGUCAGCUACGUGGACUCCAUUCAGCAGAUGCGGAAGUUCACAUUCCGGGAAGCCAUCAACAAGCUGGAGAACAGCCUCCGGGAACUCCAGAUCUGCCCUACUGCAGCCACCGGGGGCCCCUCUGCCACCCAGGACUUUAGCAAGCUGCUCAGUUCUGUGAAAGAAAUUAGUGACAUCGUCCAGAGGUAGCAGAAGCCACUGGAUACCUGUAACUGGGGAAGAUGAUGGGUUGCUGCACAGCUGAGUGCAGAUGCAGGACUUGGGGGUGGGGUGGCACGGGUGGGGGUGGAGGGCAUCAGUUGGGACUGGCCAAGGCAUUUUGUGGCCUGGGGCAGAACAAAACAGCCCCAAAAUCGUCACACAUAUUAACUAACACAGGGUGAUGUCUUCUGCGCUUGACCCAACUGAAACCAGUGGGUCCCAGGAAAUACAAUUCAAGGGGUGUGUGAGGCUAUGAAGCUCACUGAAGUGAAGCAGGUCUGGAUCUGGUCACUGCCGGAAAAGGAGGCUUCCCAGGAGAUACAAAGGUGCACCACCUGGGGUCCUGUGAUGGAAAGAAGUCAAUACACAAACAGACACAGAAAGUGUGCAAGAACAGAUCUCCUCAAUUUUAGCCAGGGGUUACACAGGAUCCUCUGAGGGUUUCUAUCUCCCUCCCUCCCUCUGUGUCACCCUUAAGGGCUCUCAAAACCCUCUGCCUCACCUUGAACCACCCCGUCCUAUCAGGUGUGGGCACAAAGCUGCCUGUUCAGUGCAGGUCUAGCCCCUGAACCAGAGACUCAUUGAGAGAUGGUCCACCCAUCCACAUCUCUCUCUCCCUCUCCCCCUCUCCCUUUUCUAACCCAGAUUCCCUGCUGUCUCGAAAUCCUCUUAUCUGUGGAGUUCUCGCCUUGAGGGGAAAUGACUGAACAGUAUUGAGGCUGGCAUCAUUUCCUUUUAUUCCUGUUUAAUGUUUCAUUUCUUUUGGACUAACCUGUAUGUUGGAGGCUGUGCUUGAUGGACCCUGCUGCCUGGACCAGUUUUCCUGGCCAAAAGGUGUAUGGAGGAGGUCUCUUCAAGUUCCUUCCUCCUCUUCUCCCCUGUAUGGUGUUUUAUUCCAUACCUGCCCUUCUCCACUUCCCUGUCAUCUGCACCAGAUCUCUGUAUUUUCCAGUUUGGAACUGGCUAGCGAAGGGGACAGAGGGAGGAGGAGAUAUUGGCAAUGAUGCAAAAGCCCUGUCUUGCCAGGAGAAUCUGAGCAAUUAUUAUGUCCCUUUGCCCCCAUGUUCCCACCACUACCUGUAUCCACUGUCCAGGGGUCCUUUAUCUUACCUUACCUUACCUUAGACCUGUUCUGGUGGUGAAAAACCACCACCACCACCGCAUUCCCAUCUCUCCAAUAAACAGCCUAGCCAAAUUAUUUCGAAAAUGGCAUGAUUCAACCAGGGCAUCAUUAAAGCAGGAACCUCCCUAAAUGUAUGCUGGUGGUGAAUUGCUAGCAUCUGACUAGAAAUUUAAAUGGGAGCUGUAAAUCUCUCCCCCUCAAAAAAAAAAAAUGUAGCACUGUCCUGCAAAGAAACACUUUUGGUGGGUUUUCAGAAAUUUGUUAAUUUUCAUAGAGGUGGGGCUUACUAUCAGUAUUUAACCAGAGGCAGAAGAGAAUUUUAUCCUCCCACACUAAUUUCCUUCCUGAAACAAGCUGCAGUCAUUCCCACUGUAGAUUCACUUUGUGCUUUCAUAUUUGGACUACAAAGUACUUUGUUCAGGGCAUGGAUGGGAAACCUGUGGCCUUCUGGAUGCUGUUGAAACUCCCAGUUCUCAGCGGCCAGCAUGGCCAACAGUCCAGUGGGUAUGGGAGCUGUGAGCCCAACAAUGAGGGACUGGCAGUUAGUUCUUGUUGGAUGCCUGGCCCCUUGUCAGGGAUUUUGGAAGUUGUAGUCCAAUAACGUCUGUAAGGGCACACAACCACUGACUCUUGAUUUAAUGAAAAUGAACUGCAAUCCUUUGUGUUCAUAAACCCCUCUUGACAAAGGCUCAUCUUACAGUAGCACCGCUCCUAACAAGUGCCAAGAGGGGAUUAGAUGAUUGAAUGCAAAAGGUAAUUCCCUGCAGAUGCCAAACUAGGCAUGUCAGGAAGAAGUGUGCAGGAAGAAGGCAGGUCACAUGCUGUCUUUGUCUCUGUAGGAUCCCUCAUCCUCAAUUAAAUAGAUAGAUAUAUAGAUAAGAUAGACUUGGAUGGCUUUAAAAGAGGAGUGGACAAUUCAGGGAGCAGAAGGCUAUUGAUGGCUACUUGCCAUGGUGGCUGUGCUCUGCUUCCAUAGUCGGAGGCAGUAAUGCUUCUGAUUUCCAGUUGCUGGAACUCUUGAGAGGGGAGAGCUUUUGAAAUCAUGUUCUAUUUGCCUGUUUCCUGCGGGCAUCUGGUUAGCCACUGUGAGAACAGGAUUCUGGGCGAGAUGGCUCAUUGGCCUGAUCCAGCAGGCUCUUAUGUUCUUAGAUAAACAGACACGCACAGGGGAGCAUUUGAUCCCAUCUGCACAGAGGGUUCUAAGAGCCAGGAGCAGUUUUAUCCAAUGAGACAUUUGUUGACAGAAUCUCCUAAUCCAAGAGCAUAACUAACCCCCUGCCCUUUUGCAAAGCGAUUAGCUCCUCUGUCUUGCUGGCUUCCCAAAGCCUUGUCCCAUCACCUGCUCACCAGUCUACUGUCACAUUUACUGCCCAGGAGGUUUCAAUCCCACCUACUGUCCCUUUGGCAAAAAUUGUUUUUUUGAUCAGCUCAAUGCUACUUCACCCUGUUAACUGCAAUUUACCGCCACUUGAUUUUUUAAAAAGCGAGGCUCAAGGAAACCAAAACCGAUUAUCAUUCGCCCCUUCCUUUUCUUCUUUGGCCUCGCGCUGUCCUUAUCCUAUGUGUCUUCAGCACUAACCACUUUUAAAUUACAUUGCUGCCUUCCUCUUUGAGGGUUUUUUAGCUGUGAUUCCUGCAUUGCAGAGGGUUGGACUAGAUGACCCUACCAAUUCUAUGAUGCUACAAUUUCCUUUUUUAUACGCUGGUUAUGUCGCUGUGACAUUUCUGAGACUCUUUCCUCUUCACUCCACCCACAAAACCCACUUGCACACCGCUCUGCAAAAUAGCCAUAACAUUUUUUUUUGUACAUGACAAUAAAUAUGGGGAUGUAAAUGCACCACUGCCAGCUGCCUUUGUGGACCCAGAUGUGCAUGACAAAAAACAAACAGUAGACCAAAAAAGACUUGCACCCCUAAACACUCACAUACACACCCAGAAAACGAUCUCUCUUUUCCAGUUGGGCUCUACUGUUUCCAGAGGGUACCAAUUUCGUUUUUGUGGAUAAUCUCUUGUUGCCACUAUAGAUAUAUGUUUGUAACUCAAUAUUACACACAGUUUUUGUAGGUCUUUCUGUCUGUUUCGUUUUACAACAUGUGAAUAGCUGUGUCUCUCUUUGCACCCCCACCCACCCACGCAAUAAUACUUGCGGGACUUUGUAGUUUUCCUCCCUCAGCUGAUGAUUGUCCAGUUCAGAAUGCGGGGCUGGGGGCUGGAGGAUACCUCCCCUCCCCCCUGUAAAUGGCUUUCUCUCUCUA